Molecule: messenger RNA, 4232 nt
Organism: Eublepharis macularius
Lineage: Eukaryota; Metazoa; Chordata; Lepidosauria; Squamata; Eublepharidae
Gene: SETDB1
Product: SET domain bifurcated histone lysine methyltransferase 1
Exons: 22
Coding region: 136-3981 (1281 amino acids)
Biological process (GO): negative regulation of gene expression; heterochromatin organization
Cellular component (GO): nucleus
Molecular function (GO): protein binding; zinc ion binding; histone H3K9 methyltransferase activity
Source: RefSeq, a predicted model, not a curated record
GGCAAAUGAACCUUCAGUUUCCAAAUCUCACAAAAGGGGUCUGCUUGCUCUUGGUGAGAGCCCCACUGCAACUAAGACUAGGAGGCCAGUCCGGCUAGACGGAGCGAUUGAAGGGAAGCAAAUGCUCUCCAGACGAUGCCUUUCUUCUUUAAGCAUCCUGUAAAAGCCCAAGUCCCUGACCUGGAUAGCUCAGUUUCUGCCGUCAUGGCAGACUCGCAGGACAUGCUGGAGCUGCAGCGCGAAGUGAUGGAGGAGCUGGGCAUGUCCAUGGAGGAGCUCCGGCAAUUCAUCGAUGAGGAGCUGGAGAAGUCAGAGUGCAUCCGGCGGCGGAAGGAGGAGCUGAAGCGCCUGGAGGAAUAUGUGAAGGAGAAGGAGGCGGAAGUGGCCCAUGUGGACCAGCUUCUCGACAAUGCUGUGAAGGCUGUUGACAAGUGUGAGGUGCUGGUCAAAGAUGUGUAUGCCAACCUGGGUUUGGAGUAUCACGAGACAGACUCUGAGGAGGACGAUGCUUCUAAGCCUAUGGAAGUGAUCGAGAUCCCUGACGAGGAUGACGAUGUUAUGAGUGUUGAUUCUGGCGACGCAAGUAACAAAAUUGCAAAGGACCAGUCCUUGCUUCGAGAGGCCAUGGCUGCUAUGAGGAAGUCAGCUCAGGAUGUCCAGAAGUUUAUGGAUGCGGUUAACAAAAAGACAGGCAGCCAGGAUUCUCUGAGAGGAUCCCAGCAAAUUGGAUGUGAAAUUACCCAAGAUGGAGACCUGGCCGUGGGCGACCGGAUCCUGGGCAAGAAGCGGACAAAGACGUGGCACAAGGGAGCACUGAUCGCUAUCCAGGCAGUGGGGCCUGGGAAAAAGUACAAAGUGAAGUUUGACAACAAAGGGAAAAGCUUGCUGUCAGGCAACCACAUCGCGUACGACUAUCACCCAUCAGACGAUAAGCUGCACGUUGGGAGCCGGGUGGUGGCUGAGUACAAGGACGGGAACCAGAUGUGGCUGUACGCUGGCAUCGUGGCGGAGACACCCAACAUCAAGAACAAAAUGAGGUUCCUGAUCUUCUUCGAUGACGGUUAUGCCUCUUACGUCGUCCUGCCUGAGAUCUACCUCAUCUGCCGGCCACUCAAAAAGACUUGGGAGGAUAUAGAAGAUAUGUCAUGCCGGGACUUCAUCGAAGAGUACAUCACGGCCUACCCGAACCGUCCCAUGGUUUUGCUCAAGAGCGGCCAGCUCAUCAAAACGGAGUGGGACGGCACUUGGUGGAAAUCCCGCGUGGAGGAAGUGGAUGGGAGCCUGGUCAAAAUCCUCUUCCUGGACGACAAACGCUGCGAGUGGAUAUACCGAGGCUCCACCCGCCUGGAGCCCAUGUUCAGCAUGAAAACCUCCACUGCCUCUGCCCUGGAAAAGAAGCAAGGUGGACAGAUGAGGACCCGGCCGAAUGUCGGUGCUGUGCGGAGCAAGGGGCCGGUGGUGCAGUACACUCACGACUUGACAGGAACCGGCAUGCAAUUUAAGCCUGUGGAGCCACCCCCAAUGCCGAUCAUAGUGUCCCAGCCAGUUUCACCUCAGAUUGUUGAAGUGGACAGUCCAGAGAGCCAGCUAGCUCAGUCCAAAAAGCAGCAGGUGGCCAAGAAGAGCACUUCGUUCUUGCGCCCAGGCUCCGUGGGGUCAGGACCGUCUUCUCCGCCUUCUCCUGUCCUGGGUGAAGCGCCUCCUGCCGGGAGGACGGGGGUGACCCAGCAAUUCCGGUUCUCUAGCACUCAGCCAGCCAGCAGCAUCGUUCAGCAGUUCCACAAUGUAGUAGACCGUCUCCCCACCGAGCCUUCCUACAGGGCCCCCGUGGAGAAGCUCUUCUACCUGCCCCACGUGUGCAGCUAUACCUGCCUGUCGCGGGUGCGCCCCUUCCGCAGUGACCAGUACCGCAGCAAGAACCCUCUCCUGAUCCCGCUCCUCUAUGACUUCCGGCGCAUGACAGCCCGCCGGCGCAUAAACCGCAAGACGGGCUUCCACGUCAUCUACAAGACGCCCUGUGGCCUGUGCCUGCGCAGCAUGGGCGAGAUCGAGCGGUACCUCUUUGAGACAGACUGUGACUUCCUCUACUUGGAGAUGUUCUGCCUGGAUCCUUACGUGUUGGUGGACCGCAAGUUUCAGCCGUACAAGCCGUUCUAUUACAUUGCCGACAUCACCAAGGGCAAGGAGGACGUCCCCCUGUCGUGCGUCAAUGAGAUCGACAGCACGCCCCCGCCUCAGGUGGCCUACAGCAAGGAGCGCAUCCCAGGCAAAGGGGUCUACAUCAACAUCAGCUCAGAGUUCUUAGUGGGGUGUGACUGCGACGAUGGGUGUCGGGACAAAUCAAAAUGUGCUUGCCACCAGCUGACGAUCCAGGCAACCGCCUGCACUCCUGGGGGACAGAUAAACCAACAUUCCGGGUACCAGCACAAGCGACUGGAGGAGUGUCUUCCCACAGGAGUUUACGAGUGCAACAAGCGGUGUAAAUGCAGCAAGAAUAUGUGCACCAACCGCUUGGUGCAGCACGGCCUCCAGGUGCGGCUGCAGCUCUUCAAAACGCAGAACAAAGGAUGGGGCAUCCGGUGCCUGGAUGACAUUGCCAAGGGCUCUUUCGUCUGCAUCUAUGCAGGAAAAAUCCUGACGGACGAUUUUGCUGAUAAGGAGGGCCUGGAGAUGGGAGACGAGUACUUCGCCAACCUGGACCACAUAGAGAGUGUGGAGAACUCGAAGGAGGGAUACGAGAGCGAGGCCAAGUGUUCCUCCGACAGCAGUGGCGUCAACCUGAAGGACGACGAGGACGAGAACUCGGGCUCUGAGGAACCGGAGGAAUCCAAUGAGGACAGUUCGGACGAUAACUUCUGCAAGGAUGAGGACUUCAGCACCAGCUCGGUUUGGCGUAGCUAUGCCACCCGCCGCCAGACGCGGGGCCAGAGGGAGAACGGCCUCUCAGAGACGGCCUCCAAGGACUCCGGCCUGGCCAGGCAGGUCAGCCAGGAGGAGACCACGUUCUGCAAGCCCCCCUUCUCGGAAGAGACCUCCAAGAACAAGGUGGCCUCCUGGCUCAGCUCCACUAUGCCUGACAGCUUCCAGGACAACGACAGUCGGUCCUCCUUCAGGACGCACGAGGCAGCCGAAGCCAAGCCGGUCAAAGCGGAAACGGCAGAAUCCGAGAAGGCCUCGGCUGUCGGACUUGCAACCAAGGAGGAGACGGGCCUGGAUGCAGACGUGAAGGUCAAGAAGAAAGAGGAACCUGAGGACCACAGCAGAUCUACACCGAUGGGCAAUACAGGCAGGGUGUAUGGCUACAACCCAAACCCUGUGGUACCCGAAGGAAUCCGGAGGCCGGUCAGCAAAACUGCCCUGCAUCAGAGCCGAAGGCAGACAGAGACACAGCAGAGCCCUGCAGAUCAAGACGUGCUUAUGCUCUCGAGUAGCACGGACAGCGAAGGGGACAACGGGCAAGCCACCUCUGGGCAAGCGCCAGGCAACGCAAAUGACAGCGAUGACAUCCAGACAAUUUCCUCCGGGUCUGAGGACGAACAGGGGGCUGACGAGAAGAAGAACCUCGCCUCUGGGCUUGGGCCUGUGAAGAGGCAGGUGGCCGUGAAGUCCACCCGGGGCUUUGCCUUGAAGUCGACUCACGGCAUCGCCAUCAAGUCGACCAAUCUGGCUUCGGGGGAGAACGCCCGGAGGAACACGCGGCAGUUCUACGAUGGCGAGGAGUCCUGCUACAUCAUUGACGCCAAGCUUGAAGGCAAUCUUGGCCGCUACCUCAACCAUAGCUGCAGCCCUAACCUCUUUGUGCAGAACGUCUUCGUGGACACGCACGAUCUCCGCUUUCCAUGGGUAGCCUUCUUCGCAAGCAAGCGGAUCCGAGCCGGGACGGAGCUUACGUGGGAUUACAACUACGAAGUGGGAAGCGUGGAGGGGAAGGAACUCCUGUGCUGUUGCGGAGCCAUCGAGUGCAGAGGCCGGUUGCUGUAAGAGGGAACGAGAUGCUGUGUGCGAGGCGGUCUUUAAAAGACCACACAAAACCUCCUAGCAGGGAAAAGACGUUCCUCUGCCCCUACCCAUUUUGCCAGUGUCUUUCCCUCUCUUUCAAAAUACUCCCCUUGUUUGCAUUUUUGUGUAUCAGUUGUACCGCUGUUGAGGUGUCAUGUUCAGUCAUGGCUACAUGUUGUACAGUGGCGUUUUUGUUGUUAUUAAGCAAUAAUAAAAUGUUGAUGUGCAGUCUU